CACAAAAACACUUGCAGAAGCGCCACUCGGAUCUUGCGGUACCUACUAUUCAUUAUCCUUUGUUGGAAAUGGGGAAAGGAUAUAAUAAUUAUAUGUGCAAGAAGUUUUUCCACCCAACAAACUUUGAAAACAUAAAGAGAAAGUGGAUGGCUGAACAGGCUAACGAGUACGAUACGAAAAAGGAACUAGAGAAACUGAACCAAUAUCGACGGGAACAAGAAACUCUGGAAAACCGUGUCCUUCUAGGAGAUGAAAAAGCUAGGCUAGGCUUAGCUUGGAUGUAUGACCAGCCUGCCUUGAUGGAAAAGGAGCAACCUGACGACAAAGAGGUCAAGUUUGAAUGGCAAAGGAAGUUUUGUGCUCCAAGGGAAAGCUAUUGCAAAAACUCGUCAGAGAUCAUAGAUCAACCCUUCGCUAUCGAGGUCCGAAACGUGCGAUGUAUGCGUUGCAAACAAUGGGGGCAUUUAAACACUGAUCGUGUUUGCCCCCUUUUUGGUCAGUCUUUCACUAAGGAACCAACGACAAGCGAUAUGACUGGUCUUGACCAGGUUAAAAAAAACCUGCAAAAAGAGGGGCUUACUUUGAAGCGGGGAAGUGAUCUUGACCGUUUUACAUCUGUAUUUAGCAAAGCAAAGAAUGCACUGGCCAGUGUAUCAAAGCAAACAUCUGAAGAAGAAGAUUCUCUAGCCAUGGAAUUCCUCAAAAACCUCACUGAAAGACAACGUGAAAAGCUACUUAAAAAACUUUCAAAGCUUUCAGAUAAGACCCCAAAGCAAAGUCAUAAAUCUAAGCAUAAACAUUCAAGGAGGCAUUAAGCCUAAAUGAAAAGUGGCUCGGAAUAAUUUAGUUAAGCUGUACAUACUUUCAAAUUGUCCUUUUAACUAAUUUGGUCUACACUAAAAUUAUUUAUCAACUAUCACUUCUCGAGACAAAUAUAAUUUUCUACAUUAAAACGCUUCAUGCAAUAUUGUGUAUUUGUUACUGAAAAAAACUCAAAUAACAUUUAUCGUUUAUAUUCUUAUGGCCACCAUUUUAUAUUUAUUUUAUUUAGAUACAUGAAUGUUGGUACAAGUUGCACCAUAUAUAUAUGCGACACACAAAUCUUACUUGGUUUAUGUGAGAGCUGUGA
Messenger RNA from Schistosoma rodhaini, 1129 nucleotides. The record is from the annotation of a GenBank genome assembly. NCBI's taxonomy places the organism in Eukaryota, Metazoa, Platyhelminthes, Trematoda, Strigeidida, Schistosomatidae.